This is a messenger RNA of Mercurialis annua (annual mercury), 3424 nucleotides long. RefSeq lists its product as uncharacterized. The transcript has 9 exons. The record is from RefSeq and is a predicted model, not a curated record. Bases 104 to 3424 code for a protein of 1106 amino acids. Lineage: Eukaryota; Viridiplantae; Streptophyta; Magnoliopsida; Malpighiales; Euphorbiaceae.
AACAGUAACACUAACCAAAUGUUAGCCUUGUUUUAGAACUGCAGGUAGUUCAGGGAAAGAAAUUGGAUAUAUUUUUAAAAUAGCUAACGGUAUCUGAUUUGUAAUGGGGACGCCAUCAGACAAAAGUUGGAUGACGUCGUACCGAUUUAGUUCAUGUUAUAUUCAAGGGGUCAAAAAUUUUCUGAAUGUUGCAAAAGACUUUACUGAUUCAAAUGGCAGAGUUCGAUGUCCAUGCAAGAACUGCAUCAAUAUUUAUUUGAAGCCAUUGCAAGAAGUAAAAAUGGAUCUAUAUCAAUAUGGAAUUAGUGAAAACUACACAAACUGGGUGCACCAUGGUGAGACUUCUCAACCUCGUGAUAGAUUAGAUGGCUCUAUUAAUUCGGACAAUGAAUUGGAGGAUAGUGGAAAUGAUGUUUCAGAAAUGUUAGAUGAUAUGUGUAAUGCAACUUUUAUGGACACCGACAUGGAAGACAGACUUCCCAAUCAAGAUAAUAACAUGCUAGAAGGAGAAGUAGCAAAAUUUGCUAAAUUGUGGAAUGAUUCUCAUUGUGAACUAUAUCCUGGAAGUCAAAAAUAUUCAAAGCUCUCUUUUCUUCUUAAGAUGAUUAAUAUCAAAGCACUCACAAAUUCUAAUAAUAAGUCAUUUUUUUCGAAUUUGGAGUUGUUCAAGGAUGCACUCCCGAGAGGAGAAACCCUUCCAAGCUCAAGUUAUGAGGUUAAAAAAUUGAUGCGUGAUUUAGGACUCGGUUACGUAACUAUUGAUGCUUGUGUAAAUGAUUGUGUGCUAUUUUGGAAGGAAAAUGAAAAUCUUGACACGUGUCCAACUUGUAAGGCUCCUAGAUGGAAAUUAGGUUUCGGAAAACGCAAGAAGGUUGCUCAAAAAAUUCUUAGACACUUCCCUUUAGUACCUAGACUUCAGAGGUUAUUUAUGUCUAAAGAUAUUGGUGAAAAUAUGAGGUGGCAUAAGGAGAAACGUGUAGAUGAUGAUACGAUUAGACAUCCAGCUGAUGCUACGGAAUGGAAAGAUUUUGACCAGAAAGAUGCUUGGUUUGGCAAAGAUGCUCGUAACGUGCGACUUGGGCUUGCUAGUGAUGGAUUUAACCCUUUUGGAAAUAUGAGCACGAGUUAUAGCAUGUGGCCGGUGAUUGUGACGCCAUAUAACUUACCACCAUGGAAAUGCAUGAAGGAGAAUUUUUUGAUGUUAUCUUUGCUUAUUCCUGGUAAGGAAUCUCCCGGAAAUAAUAUCGAUGUAUAUUUAAGGCCAUUAAUUGAUGAGUUAAAAGAGUUAUGGGAGACCGGUGUGACAACAUAUGAUGCAUAUAGCGGUAAGAAUUUUCAAUUACAUGCUGCAUUAUUAUGGACAAUAAAUGACUUUCCAGCAUAUGGAAUGUUAUCUGGAUGGAGCACAAAAGGAAAAUUGGCAUGUCCUGUGUGUAAUAAGUGGACGUGUUCGCUAACAUUAAAAAAUGGAGUGAAGCAAUGUUACAUGGGUCAUCGGAGAUAUUUACAUGCCCAACAUUCUUGGAGAAAAAGCAGAAAAUUUGAUGGCAAACCAGAGCACGGGUCAAAGCCUGAAGAGUUGUCAGGAGAUGAAGUUCUAAGGCAAUUAGAUUUGCUUCCAAAAAGCCUCGUUUUUGGGAAGACACCUAACCAAAAAAAGCGUGCACGUGGUCCUGAAGAGCUCAAUUGGACAAAGAGAAGUAUAUUCUUUGAAUUGCCUUACUGGAAAACAUUAAAAUUACGUCAUAAUUUAGAUGUAAUGCAUAUUGAGAAGAAUAUAUGUGAAAAUAUAUUGGGUACGUUGAUGAAUAUUGAUGGAAAAUCUAAGGAUAACAUUAAGGCUCGAAUGGAUUUAGAAGCAAUGGGUAUAAGAAAAGAGUUACAUUUACAGCAAAAGGGAAAUAAAUUUUUUAUGCCACUUGCUUGUUAUACAUUACCGAAGCCUGAAAGGAGAAAGUUUUGCGAAUGGUUGCAGUCAAUCCGGUUGCCAGACGGAUAUGCUUCCAAUCUUUCUCGAUGUGUAAGUGUUCAGGACUGCAAAGUUAUGGGGAUGAAAAGCCAUGAUUAUCAUAUAUUCUUGCAACGGUUACUUCCAGCAUCAAUUUUUGGGUCUUUGCGUAGUGAGGUUUACACUGCAUUAUCAGAGUUGAGCUCUUUCUUUAAGGAGCUUUGUUCGAAGACUUUAAAAAGAUCUACAGUUAAAAAGUUGCAGAGCGAUAUCAUUUUGAUAAUAUGUAAACUUGAGAUGAUAUAUCCUCCAUCUUUUUUCGUGGUAAUGAUGCAUUUGGCAAUUCAUCUGCCACGUGAAGUAGAAUUAGGAGGCCCUGUUCACUAUAGGUGGAUGUACUUUAUUGAGAGGUUAGUUGAUAAGGAAAUUUUAUUUUUAGUUUUCUUAUUCUUACGUACUUUGAAAAAUUAUGUACGUAACUUAGCUCGACCGGAGGGUUCAAUUGCUGAAGCGUAUAUCACUAAAGAAUGUUUGAACUUUUGUUCACUACCUUUAGGAGCUACAGAAUAUAAAACGUUAUCCCAUUCUGAUUUUGAAAAAUUGCAGUGGUAUGUGCUUAACAAUUAUGAGGAUGUUGAUGAAUAUCUUAAGAUUCACAUUGAAGAAUUACAAAAGGAAAGUGUUAUAGAUGUGCAAAAAAGACACCAGGCAGGAUUUUCCAGUUGGUUCAAGGAGUGUGUUGGACGCUUACGUGCUACUGGUUUGGUUGCAGCAACAAAUCAUAUAUAUGCGUUGAGAUUAGGUCCUGAUAUACGAAUUGCUAGGUACAGUGGGAUAAUUGUCAAUGGAGUUAGGUUUCACACAGUUGAGCGUGAUAAUUUUCGUCGGACUCAAAAUAAUGGAGUUUCAGUAACGGGAGAGCAUAAGUCGAAAGAAAUCGAGUUUUAUGGUGUGCUAACAGAUAUCAUUGACCUCCAAUAUGUUAAUGGGAAUCAUGUUUUCUUGUUUAAAUGUGAUUGGUGGGAUGUUGGCGAUAAAAAUGGAAUUAAAACAGAUGGCAACUUAGUUUCUGUUAAUGUGAGCCGUAAAUGGUAUACAAGUGAUUCUUUCGUGUUGAGUUCUCAAGUACAGCAGCAAUACGAGGCAGAUAAUAGUCAUGAAGUCGAUCAAAAUGGUGGUGAAAAUUUGGAACUCUUGCAUCCUAUGGAUGUAUUACCGGAUGAAGUUGAUGUUGGUCAAAUGUUUCAAGAUCAAAACUCAAACCCGAUUUAUUCUAGCGAUGAGGAGGAUGAUACUACGAUCAAUUAUGAUGAUGCCGACACUGAUGUACUAGAAGACUCAAAUGACAGUGACAAUGAAGACGAAGACGAUGAUUACUUGUUUGAAAAUUGUAGAAUUUUGGUGUUUUAUGGCAGUAGUUAUGCAGCCCAACAUGAAAUUUGUGGAAAACUGGAUAGCAGAAACUCGAUGUGUUGA